CCUUGGCAUCAGUGCAGUCUGCAGCAGUGUACGUCCUGCGCGUGCCCACCAGACUCAAGCAGCGAGGCGUCACAACAAAGCUGGGGGCCUCGCCUGCAAAUCCAAGAUAGAGGACAAUUAAGACAUGUGGAGAUCAUAUAACAGUGUGGAAGAAAAGAAACAUACUAUGACAUCAGAGGUUUUCCUUCAAGAUGCUCAUCACUCUGAUGAAGCUGCACUUCAUAGCAUCUCAAAGCAAGAAAAUUGUGAGACAGAAAGAGAUAUAGAGGGAGGAACUGAUGAGAAGAUGGAUUGCAAAGACAAACAGAACACCCAAUUGUUCCAGAGCACAAGCCAGCCUGUGUCCCCAAAUCUAGCUAAUGAAAAUCAAGCUUGUCAGCCAAGUCUGACUGAGCAUGCAAGCAUGAUUACACAGGAAUAUAGGACUGAUUUGCCUUUAAAUGUCAUUAAGGCUGACCUUGACCCUGUUAGUAAACCCCAGGGGGAAAUAGCCUGUCCUCGCUGUGAGAGAAGGUUUACGAGUAGUCAAGACCUUGACUGCCACAUACAAACACAUGCUCUUUCAACAUACCACACACAGCGGUUUAAAUGCAGUCGAUGCCGAAGGACCUUCAGUACACUGUUUAGUCGUCGACGACAUGAGAAAAGACAUGAAAAUGGAAAUAAAAAGAUAGAUUCUCACAUAAAUACAGCUUGCACUGCUAAUCAUAAUAUCCCUGGCAGAGGUGAGCCUUUGAAAACAUCACUAAACCCAGAGCCAAAGAAAUGCAUUAAUGCAGCUGAUGCUGAACAAAAGAAUGAUAAAAACAGUGAUAUAAAAGCCUCACACAUCUGCAAGUACUGCAAAAAGGCAUUUAGGACUUAUAUUAGUCAAAGAAGACAUCAGCACAGGAUCCAUGAGCGCCAGCUUCUUCCUAGAGGAGAAUUUAAGAAAGUUACAGUAACUCAAGAAUCUGAAGUACAGCAGCUUGUUGAGACAGCACAGGAUUCCCAGACUGCUACCCCUGAACAUACAGACAUUCAGGAAAGGGAGUACAUGGUUGACAUCUCCAGUAAUAUCUCUGAAAACCUCAGCUUCUACAUAGAUGGUAAAAUUGUCUCAACAAGCGCUGUAAGUAACUGCGAGGUGAUAGAGAUGAACUCUGGGGGCUCUGCUGUCAUUGGAUUGAAUGCUGUUAUAAUCAGUCCAGCUCAAAUAACACAAGCUCUUAAAUUAGAAACUAGUACCAGCAGUUUUACCAGUGACCCUUCUGGACAGCCCUCAACCAGGCGUAGGACGUCAACUCCACCUUUACUCCCACAAAUAAAAACAGAAUUAGAGUCUGAAUCCAUCCUGAGCACCUCAUCGUCUUCCUUUUCAACUUUAACUCUGGCUUCUACAUCUGGAGCUCCACUAGUCACUGCUCAUUUACCUCAGUCCAUUGAGACAGUUGCCUUUUCCAAAGAAAAAACUGUUUAUCUGUCACCCAAACUCAAGCAGCUACUUCAAAACCAAGAUGGAAGUAAAUCAACAUUUGCACUGAUUGCUGAUGGCCACAAAAUAAGUCCACCCUUAUCUCUGACUGUUUUACCAGCAACAACAACAGCUGCUAAAUUUAAGAGGAGGACAACUUCCCCUCCAAGCUCACCUCAGCAAACCCAUGAUCUGAGUGUAGAAGAUCAGGAUCAGGAUUCUACAAAAGCAAAGAUCCCAAAAAUGGAGAGCUAUGGGUUAAACCUCUUGAGCGAUGAAGAAACAGAGCCUUUGAAUUCACCCAUGGACAGCUCAAAUGAAGCUCAAAUGCAGCAACAGAUCUUGCCAAUGGACUGCUCAUUAUUAAGAACUGGUGGAAGCUCCUGUAAUCAACAACCACUAGACCUCUCUAACUAUGUGGGUAAGAAAGAAGGAAAUGAAGAAUUUGUGGAGUCCAUUCUGGACUUGAGUAUAAGUGGAAAGAAUUUAGACUAUGACUCAGCAGGCAUCUACCUUUCUCAGUCUACUUUGAGGAAGAGUAAACCUAACUCUAGCAUGCUUAAAAAGGUGCUUAUGAAUGAGUAUGGUGGGGUAGAUAUCCCUUCUGUUGAGGAUCCAGCUGGUGCUGGAGUCUUCAGUGUUAAUGACAUAACAAACCUUUCUGUUGUGGCAGUGUCUGAUGCAGAUCUACUAAACCCUGAAAAGCUUUUGUUUGAGUUGGCUCUUCCUCCUGCCUCCAUCAAUUCGACCCCUCCAUUGCUCACUCCUAUCAAUAUUCAUCCAGGGCCCCAAGUCCCUCCGACUCAGUCUUCACCUUCUUCAUCCCCAACCUUUGUAUCCUUCCUUUCAAAUCCAACAGUGGAACCCAGUAAGGACAUUCAAACUCUUCAUUCUACCAUCUUGGUACCUGAUAGUGUACCACCCACAGGGUCUGACGAAGGCUGCAUUGAUAAUUCUGUACAUCUCUCACAGGGUGAUCUGAAUAUGACAAUCCCUGACUGGGUAUCCUCUGCAACUGGUGCUCUGGAAACUCUAAUACCUGCAACCCAUUCUCUGAGCUUACAAAGUCCUCAAUGGGUCACUGAUCCUUGUGAACUAGCUCAAAGAACAUUAGUUGUAGACUCUGUUUUGGCUUCUGAUUCCCAGAUAUUUUCUCCAUCUUUGCCUGUAAACCAGUCCAAAGUCACAUCUUUGGCCUUUCCCCCAAACACUGUUAUCAUUGAGUAUACAGUUGCAUUACAAUCUACAGAAAAUAUUCUCCCAGUUCUCCAAGCUAAUUCUGUUCAGAAUCUUUCAGAUAAAAUUCCUGUUGAUGCAUUAAAAGAAGACCAUUAUGUCUCAUCUGAGCCACAACCUCUUAGUCCAGAAACCAACCUAUUGCCAGAAACUUCCACACAGCUGGCACCCGCAGAACAGACAUCAAGCUUUUCAAAUGAUACACCAACUCUUUCUGCUUUAACCAGUGUUUUGAAAGGAGAAAGCAACAAGGAAGGACAGGAAGAUUUUGAGCCCUCUGAUUGUUCUAAGCAAGUAAACAAAGUCAAAGAGGAAUUACCUUCCAUGCAACCUUUUUGCAAGAACUUUACAUGCAAUGUUUGUGAAAAGCCUUUCCAGUCAAUGAAGAUUCUCAGUCAGCACAUCAGCGAACACUCUAAGGAGUGGCCCUAUAAAUGUGAAUUUUGUGUGCAGUUGUUUGAGAGCGACACAAGCUUGCUGGAGCACCGUUCCAGUUAUCACGGCAUUGGUAAAAUUUAUGUCUGUAAAACAUGUUCUAAGGAAUUUGCAUUCCUUUGCAAUUUGGAACAGCACCAGCGCGAUCUCCAUCCGGGUCAAGAAUGCUUGCAUUCUGAUGUAAUACAUGGUAAGUUAAGACCUGAAAACCAUAACAGUCCUAAAACUGAGACAUCUGAUCCAGGCAUCCCAAUUGCAGAACUUAAGCAAGAAUCUGAAAACUCAACCUCAAAAGUGGAGGAGAAUGAACUGGACAAUACCUCUGAAGAGCUGUUCACAACGAUUAAAAGCAUGGCAUCUGGAGGUGUUAAACCAAAAGGCAUAGAUGUACGCUUGGGCAUUAACCAACACUACCCAAGCUUUAAACCUCCUCCAUUUCCAUAUCACAAUAGGACACUUACUGAGACAACAUCUGCAUCAGCCACCAACUUUACCACCCACAACAUCCCUCAGACCUUCAGCACGGCCAUUCGUUGCACUAAGUGUGGUAAGAGCUUUGACAACAUGCCUGAACUGCACAAGCACAUCUUAGCCUGUGCUAAUGCAAGCGACAAAAAGCGAUACACUCCUAAAAAGAACCCUAUACCACUCCAGCAGUUUGCAAAAUGCCAACAUGGUGUUUUAUCACCUGCAAAGUAUGUUAACAGUAGGCAUAAUCUCUAUCAAAAAUUUGGACAGUUGAAAAAACUGAACUUUCACGAAUCACCCGUUAAGAUAAAAAUGAGUAUAUUGAAUAAGAAGAAGUCUCAGCUGGUGCAAAGGGGUAGGCCUGCUGGAGGGAGAAAGGCCUUUGCUCAGGGUGACCUGAAUGUUUUUGCAUGCCCUCAUUGCAGCAGAGAGUUCACAUACAACGCUAGCUUAAAGAAACAUGUAGCGUUUAGCUGCCCCAUGAGGCCGGCCAAUAGAAACUCGAAGAAGAGAACAUUGAGUAUCGUUUCAACCCAGGAGAACAAUGGGAACCUUCAGAGACAAAUUGCAAAUAUGAGCUCAAAACCACAUGGGUCAACCCAUGGGCCAAAAACUAUAACAAAAAGUCAGAUCAUUAGGCAAAAUGAAGCAGUUGUUACCACUCAGCAUUUUAGGCUCAAAAGGUCUACCAUUCUGUCAACAUCUGUGGUUCAACCCAGUAAAAAACGCAAGCCUAUUUUAAGCAGUGGGUUUGCACCGCAGUUGGCUUCAAAUACAAAAGAACUCUCCCCUGAAGCUCAGGUUAACUCUCAGGAGCCAGGUGUUGGUGUACAUAUCUUACGUAGAAAAAUGGAGCUGAGAGUUGGUGAUGUAAAGCCCAGAAGAGAGGACCAUAUGUCUCAGAGGCUGAGAGAGAGAGUUGGAGGACCUGUUACUCGCAGCGUCCAGCAAGCCACCACCACAACAACAGUCCUGAAACAGCCAGACAGUCACAACAUCAUUCGUCCCGUCAUUCUAGAAGUCAAGAAAUGAGAAUUAUGAAAUGAUUAUGAUGUAAACAACGUUUUCCUAAAUGCUUCCUUAGUUAAACACUUAUACCUGUAAAUAUGGUCCAUCUAAAUAUUGGACCUUGUUUAAAUUCAUGCAAAAUGAUGGGUAACAUGAGAUUGACCUUUGUUUUUUCUGGUCAUUUACAUUGUACUGUAUGUUUUAUGACAUGUCAUUAUUUAAUGAUAAGAGAACUCAAUCAACAUAUCAACGUUUGCACAUGCUUUUGCCAUGACAGAGGGCGCUGUUUGGCUUUACACUUUUCAUGUGCACCUUACUGUUGUUUUGACAUGAUUUGAGGAGAUGGUUUAGGUGUUUUAGAUUUAAGUCUAACAGAAAUAUAGAUGAUACAAAUUGGAAAACAUAAAUAUCAAGCCCAAUGUCAUGUUAAAUCAGAGUAUGCAUGUUUUAAAAUUGCUUGAAAAGAUAGGGGAUUGAGGGGGCGGGGUUUGUGCACUUUAUGCUGUAGUUCUUAUUUGCUGGUGUCAAAAUAUAUGGCAAUACAUUUAAUCAUUGACUACUAUUUAUUAAUGUACAUAUUCUGUGUUUAACCGAAGGUCUGUGAGUUUCACACUCAAAAAAGGUAACCGUUAUAGUAACUUGCUUCUAUUUUUGUAGAUUGUAAUUUUUGUGUUUUAUUUAUUGUAUAGAUAGUUUGGUCUAUUCAUGCAUGUCAGAGUUUUCAUGUAUGAUUGAUAGUGUGAUGGUUUAUUUAUUGGAUUCUGCACUGUACCAGAAAAACAGGAGAAUUAAUAAAGGAUACUGUUUACUUGAAAACACCAGGACAUUAAUAGGCAGAAAAAAAAAUUAAGUCCUAUUCACAAGGAAGAUUAAUAAAUAGUGUUAAAAGUCUCUCUCUUUGCAUUUUUUGUUAAUCUGAAAUCAGAUUUGAGUCCCCAUUUGGUGUAUCGAUUAAAUGAUUUAUGACACAAGACAGGCUACUGUUAUAUUGUGCUUCACUUAUUCUUUGCUGAUGGUAAACAUGCUAUUAAACUAAACAGAAAUUCCUAAUAGGAUCAGCGAUUGCCAAUCAUUGUGAUACAGAUAUGUGUUGUAUUAGAUCAAAAAGGUUGUUCCUUAUUUAAGUCUACUGUAAUAAGAACAAGUUAACGGGUGAACACGAAGGCAAAUAUGUACACUGUGAAAUACACUAUGAUGGAUUGUUUGGACUUAAAAUGUUACCAAAGCUUGCAAGCAUUAAGUCACUUAGGCUACUUUGUAAUCUAUCAAAAUUGAUCAUAUAUCUGAACUUGUCUUUUGUACUAUAAGUAGUCAUGACAUGUUACAAAGGAUCCAUUGUCAUUUUGUUAGAAAUUGUGAUAGUGGUGUAAAUUUCAGCACAAACCAACUUUAAUCUUUAUACUAUUGUAAGCCUACUGACAUUCAUUUUGUAACGUUGUUCACAUUUUUAACCCCCUGUUAAUCUCCAGAUAAAAAUAACAUUUCGUUGUAAAUGUGAUUUGGAAAGAGGUAAAAUACUGUUGAACAUCUCCAGAGUUUAGUUGCAUUAAUAUACUUGUUCUUGAAUGAUUAAACUGCUCUGUUUUAAAGUUCA
Messenger RNA from Danio rerio (zebrafish), 6194 nucleotides. The record is from RefSeq and is a predicted model, not a curated record. Lineage: Eukaryota; Metazoa; Chordata; Actinopteri; Cypriniformes; Danionidae.